CCGACAGGCUGACGAGAAACAGCGAUCGUUGUUCCACGAAAAAUGAUUACUCUCCGGAAUAUUUGUAAAUGAUCCGUUAUGAAAUAUAGAACCAAUGUAUAUUUAAUAGCUGCGGUUAGGAAUCGUCACUGAUUAAUCAUGGCAAGAUUCUUCAUGGGAGGACAGUGGCCGGCGACAUGGAUUUCUUUGUGUUUGCCGCUGCUGAUUGUUGUUCAUCCAGAGGGCAUCUCUGCCCAAAUAAGAUAUUCAAUUCAGGAGGAAGUAAAACCGGGAACAGUGGUUGGAAAUGUUGCCAAGGACCUCGGACUGGAAGUCGGCAGGCUGCUGCAGAGAAAUCUCCGUGUGGUGUCAGGAACAAAGCAGGAGCAAUUCAAGGUAAAUCAGAAUGAUGGUGUUCUAUCUGUCCACCAGAGAUUAGACCGGGAGGACCUGUGCGGUAACGCCAUGCCGUGCAUUACUAAUCUCAAGGUGGUUGUGGAAAACCCUUUGGAGAUGCAUCAAGUCCUUGUUGAGGUACUGGACGUGAACGAUAACUUGCCAAGAUUCCUUGAUGACAAUUGCACUUUGGAGGUGCUGGAAUCUGCUGUAAUUGGAUCCAAACUCCAAGUGGAGGGCGCCCAAGACUUGGACGUGGGCAUGAAUUCUGUCCAGAUGUACAAGCUGAGCCACAACCCAUUUUUUCUCCUAGAAACUGAAGACUUUGGUGAGGAAGGGAGGGUGCCUUUUCUUGUGUUACAGCGGCCUUUGGAUCGAGAAAACGCAGCACAGCACCAGUUAAUAUUAACAGCCGCAGAUGGGGGCAAACCACCUAAAACAGGUACUAUUAACAUCACCAUUAUUGUAUCUGAUAUAAAUGAUAACGCACCAGUGUGUGACCGUCAGAAAUACUCCAUUAGCGUGAAGGAGAAUGCACCUGUGGGGAUAUAUCUACUGACAGUGAACGCAUCAGACUCAGAUGAGGGACAGAACGGUGAGAUUGAAUAUUCUCUAAGGAGCAAAUUAAGAGGACUCGCCAGCAUGCCAUUUGAUUUAAAUAAAAAAGGUGGGGAACUAACAGUAAAAAGAGAUCUCGAUUUUGAAGAGAGACAAGUCUAUGAGAUGAAGGUGCUGGCUGCGGACAAAGGCGCAGUGUCGCUGUCCACACAGUGCAACGUGCUAAUCCGUGUGGAGGAUGUGAACGACAACCGACCCAAAAUUGACAUCACCUCAUUGUUGAGUCGCAUCGCAGAGGACGCCCCUCUCGGUACAGUGGUGGCGCUAGUGGGUGUUAAUGAUUUGGACUCAGGUGCGAAUGGACAGGUGGUCUGCAGCCUGCCGGAACACUUGCCCUUUGCCCUCAAAUCGGCACCAGAUGGACAGUCAUACUCUCUUGUAACCAACGACUAUUUAGAUAAAGAGAGGGAGCAUGCGUAUGAUAUCUUAAUAACAGCAAAAGAUUUAGGGAUGCCCCCUAUGUCCUCUACUAAGAUUGUACAUGUAGAUAUACUGGAUGUUAAUGACAAUAGGCCUUUAUUCAGCGAAAGCCCUUUUACAUUUUAUGUGCUGGAAAACAACAAAGCAGGAGUGUCUUUGUUUUCUGUGAGGGCAACAGAUGCCGAUGGGGAAGAAAAUGCAGCUGUGACAUACUCACUCCAACGGAAAAGUGAAAGUGUGACAUCAUUUUUGAAUAUUAAUGAGAUCACUGGCACAAUUACAGCAUUAAAAAGCUUUGACUUUGAGACGCUGAAAAGUUUCCAAUUCCAAGUGGUGGCCACCGAUGGUGGAAGUCCUCCACUGAGCAGCAACGUGACAGUGAAGGUGUUCAUUCUGGAUCAGAACGACAACGCUCCAGUCAUCCUUUAUCCAGUCAGCUCCAACGGUUCUGCCGAAGGGGUGGAGGAGAUUCCUCGCAACCUGAAAGCAGGAGAUUUGGUGACUAAAGUCCGAGCCUAUGACGCCGAUAUCGGAUAUAACGGCUGGCUGCUGUUUUCGCUGCAGCGAGUCAGCGACCACAGCCUGUUUUCUUUGGAUCGCUACACGGGCCAGAUCCGAACACUUCGCUCCUUCACGGAGACGGACGAGGCUGAGCAUCAAUUGCUCAUCCUGGUCAAAGACAACGGCAACGUUUCGCUCUCGGCAACAGCGACUGUGACCAUCAAACUUGUGGAGCCCAAAGAGGCUUUUGCAGCUUCCGAUGUCAAAAGUGCAGCAAAAGAGGACGAAGAGGACAAUGUGACUUUUUAUCUCAUCAUCACCUUGGGCUCGGUGUCGCUCCUUUUUGUCAUCAGCAUCAUUGUGCUGAUCGCCAUGCAGUGCUCCAAAUCCACAGAGUACACGUCCAAAUAUCUGCAAGACGCCAAUUAUGACGGCACGCUGUGUCACAGCAUCCAGUACAGAUCAGGAGACAAGCGCUACAUGCUAGUCGGACCCAGAAUGAGUAUCGGUUCGACCGUAGUCCCGGGCAGCCACGCCAACACUCUGGUGCUUCCUGACAGGAGACACACUUCGGGGGAGGUAAGACAGACAUUUUGUUACUAAUAUAAAUGCUUACAAUCGACAUGAUGUGCAGCCCCAAAAAUCUGAUGUGAAGGUGCAAUUCCAUCCACUUUAAAACUGUUGC
Messenger RNA from Hippocampus comes (tiger tail seahorse), 2599 nucleotides. Its product is annotated as protocadherin alpha-8-like. The transcript has a single exon. Lineage: Eukaryota; Metazoa; Chordata; Actinopteri; Syngnathiformes; Syngnathidae. Bases 139 to 2517 code for a protein of 792 amino acids. Gene Ontology annotation, cellular component: plasma membrane. Gene Ontology annotation, molecular function: calcium ion binding. The record is from RefSeq and is a predicted model, not a curated record. Gene Ontology annotation, biological process: homophilic cell-cell adhesion.